This is a messenger RNA of Odontomachus brunneus, 6334 nucleotides long. RefSeq lists its product as uncharacterized. Bases 352 to 4443 code for a protein of 1363 amino acids. Gene Ontology annotation, molecular function: molecular adaptor activity; monooxygenase activity; fructose 1,6-bisphosphate 1-phosphatase activity. The record is from RefSeq and is a predicted model, not a curated record. NCBI's taxonomy places the organism in Eukaryota, Metazoa, Arthropoda, Insecta, Hymenoptera, Formicidae. Gene Ontology annotation, biological process: regulation of exocytosis; cytoskeleton-dependent cytokinesis; carbohydrate metabolic process. Gene Ontology annotation, cellular component: microtubule cytoskeleton; cell division site; synaptic vesicle. The transcript is spliced from 23 exons.
UCUCGAGAGCUUUAUCUAUUCGUAAGAUGUGAUAGUGCACAAGCGAUAAUAUUAUAAACUCGAACUUGUUUACACAUUUGAAAAUGUGAGGACAUAUCCUCGUUCUUGCUUCGAUACGCACUUGAGCACAAGCUGCGACUCAAAAGCGAGACCGAUCUCGCGGCGACAAGUCAGUGCAUGAGGAACGAGUCGUCGACGAGGAAGACAAGAAAGACGAGGCAGCAUCGACAGGAAGAGCCCGGAAACCUACGGAACGAAGAUACGUGAGUGUCAAAAGGACGCGCUCGUACGACGAUCGGCACGCGAACGCACCUUUUACGGAGGACAAAGUCAAGAGUGCCUCGAUAAAACAUGAUGCGUGCCGGCUUAAUCGCUCGCAAGAUCAAUGGCUCGCGCUUACUAUCGGAAAUGCAACGUCGCGCCAGGUCGAUCGCGCCCGCGAUCGAACGCUGCGAGAUCAAGAACGCGGACGGUGAAUCCACGCGACCUUACGAGGAUAUUCCCGGGCCGAAGAAGUCGUUUAUGGUCGGCAACGUUUUUAAAUUUCUGCCGUACAUAGGUAAAUACUAUACGGAAAACCUAGAUGCACAGCUGCGGAUGUUGCGCGAAGAAUACGGCGAUAUUGUCAAGCUGGAAGGUUUGCCAGGUCGACGGCCGUGUGUUUUUUUAUUUACUCCGGAAUUAGGCCAAAUGAUGUUCCGACUGGAAGGCACCUGGCCGAUGCGAUUAGCCAUGGAGAGCUUGCAUCACUAUCGCAUGAGCAGGCCAGAAUUCUAUGGCGAUCAAGUCGGUCUCGCGACAGGUCAGGGAAAAUCAUGGCAAGACUUCCGCACGAAAGUCAACCAAUACAUGAUGCAACCGCGAACGGUCAGGGCGCACGUCGUGCAGAUUAACGGAGUGACCAGCGAUUUUAUGGAGAUAAUGCGAACGUUACGGGAUCCUGACACCCUGGAGUUGCCCGAUGACUUCUGCAACGAGCUGUCAAAAUGGAGCCUCGAGUCGAUAUGCGCGAUCGCAUUGGACUGCCGACUGGGAUGCUUAAAGCUUGAUCUUCCCACGGACUCGGAGGCGCAAAUAGUGAUUAAUAGCGUGCACACUAUGUUCGACCUCAUGUACCGCUUGGAGAUUCAGCCGUCCCUGUGGAAGCUAUACAAUACGCGGAAUCUCAGGAAGUUCUUCCGCACGCUGGAUACGCUUAAUGGAAUAGUCAUUAAGCAUAUCAACCGUGCCAAGGAGAAGUUUAACAAGCAAACAUCCGACACGAACGAAGGCGAUCGCAGUAUACUGGAGAAACUGCUGCGCAUCGAUGAGAGAACAGCUCGCGUAAUGGCGGCCGAUAUGUUCACCGCCGGUAUCGAUACGACCGGUAAUACGGCCGGCGCCUUGCUGUAUAACAUCGCGAAUAAUCCGGAGAAACAGGAGAUACUACGGGAAGAAGUGCGGUCUUUCUUGCCGGACAAAUCGUCACCCGUCACGCCCGACAUCCUCGAACAGACGAAAUACUCUAAGGCCUGCAUCAAGGAAUCCCUCCGUGUAUUCCACAUCGCCAUCGGCUCGCUCAGAACUCUACAAACGGAUGCUAUCCUGGCAGGAUAUCAUAUACCAAAAGGGGUUGACGUCAUAGCUUGUCACUCAGUGGCCGCGUUGGAUCCGGCGUACUACCCGCGACCGCAGGAGUUCAUUCCCGAGAGAUGGUUGCGGGGCAACACGGAGUUCCCAUCAGCCAAGGCCGCGCAUCCCUUCUCGUACAUGCCUUUCGGAUUCGGCCCUCGCACCUGCAUCGGCCGAAGAUUCGCCGAGAUGGAGCUCGAGACGUUGCUUAUGACGGUCGUGCGGAAUUUCCGGCUAGAAUGGCAUCAUGAACCGAUGACGUACACAAGCAAAUUCAUAAAUACGCUGAAGGCGCCGCUACGAUUGAAGAUCAUCGAUAACUUCUUUAAUGCAGACCCAUCUCGAAAACUCGAGAUAUCAGUCAUGCGCAACAAAUCUAAAUAUUGGUGCAUCAUGACUAUGGACCAUUCGAGGAAUCGGCAACGCUGUUCCAAAGCAGCGAUCUAUCACCAUAUAGAGAAUCCACCGUCUAUGCUAACGCGUAAAGUACCGACCGCGACCGGCGACCUCAGCCAGCUGCUCAACAGCAUACAAACCGCCGUGAAGGCCGUCAGCUCGGCCGUGAGGAAGGCCGGCAUUGCCAACAUGUACGGUAUCGCCGGCAAUACCAACGUCCAAGGCGAGGAAGUCAAGAAGCUGGACGUUCUGAGCAACGAGCUCUUCAUCAACAUGCUGACGUCCUCUUUCACCACGUGUGUCCUCGUGAGCGAGGAGAACCAGCACGCCAUCGAGGUGGAGACGGAGAAACGCGGCAAGUACAUCGUGUGCUUCGACCCGCUCGAUGGCUCGUCCAACAUCGACUGCCUCGUUUCGGUGGGCUCGAUAUUCGGAAUUUACAAAAAAGCCGAACAAUCCGGGGAAUCCGGCACGGUCCAAGCAGCCCUUCAACCGGGACGCAACCUGGUCGCAGCGGGAUACGCUCUUUACGGCUCGGCGACCAUGAUAGUGCUCUCCAUCGGUCACGGUGUUAACGGAUUCACGUACGAUCCGGCCAUCGGGGAAUUUAUACUGACCGAGAGGAACAUGCGUCUGCCUGCCAGGGGCGAUAUAUAUAGUAUUAACGAAGGCCACGAGGGUGCCUGGGACCCCUGUAUUAAGGAAUAUAUACGCACGAAGAAAUAUCCCGUGAGCGGAAAGCCAUAUAGCGCCAGAUACGUGGGCUCCAUGGUCGCCGACGUGCACCGGACGAUUAAAUAUGGCGGUAUCUUCUUGUAUCCCGCAACCAAGAGCAAUCCCAAUGGCAAGCUGCGACUACUGUACGAGUGCAUACCGAUGGCGUUUAUAAUCAAGAAAGCCGGUGGUCUCGCGACAAACGGCAAAAUUGAUAUUCUGGACAUCGUGCCGGAGAGCAUUCAUCAGAGAUCGCCCAUUUUCUUGGGCUCUAAGGACGACGUUGACGACCCGUUAGAGACCGACAGCACUGAUAACGUAGCUAUUUAUUCCGCACACGCCAUGCGCGCCGGCCUGCCGCACGGUUCGCGUUUAACCUCUUCGGCGUGCAGCCUCGAACGCACCGUAGGAGCACGAACUAUUGAUCGGCCGGUCGACAGUGCGCCAGCGCAAGUCGACCGAACGAAGAGAAGCUUUCACAAGCGAGCCACCCUCGGCUCUAGUGUUUGGCCGACGUCUGGUUGCUGUUAUGCUCGUCACACCGAAACGUCCUUAGAUGCUGCUGUCAUGUCCGGUGACAGGGAUUAUAUCGGAUUCGCGACACUGCCAGAGCAAGUGCACAGAAAAUCGGUGAAGAGGGGCUUCGAGUUCACCCUGAUGGUAUUGGGUGAAACCGGUCUCGGGAAGUCGACGCUCAUUAACAGUCUCUUCCUCGGAGACCUGUAUAAAGACCGGCGAAUUCCGGAUGCGGCGGAGCGCGUGGUUAAGACUACCUCUAUCGAGAAGAAGACAAUGGAUAUAGAGGAGCGCGGCGUGCGGCUCCGUUUGACGAUCGUGGAUACGCCAGGAUUCGGCGACGCGGUAAAUUGUGAGGACACGUGGAAAGCGUGCUUGGCUUACAUCGACGAGCAAUUCCGCCAGUAUUUUACGGACGAAAGCGGAUUAAACAGGAAGAAUAUCCAAGAUAACAGAGUGCACUGUUGCCUGUAUUUCAUCCCACCGUAUGGUCAUGGCCUCCGGCAAAUCGAUCUCGAGGUAUUAAGGCGCUUACAUCGGAAAGUAAACGUAGUUCCCGUAAUAGCAAAAGCGGACACUUUAACCGUUCACGAAGUGAAGAAGCUGAAGGAACGCAUCUUGGCGGAUAUCGAGGAACACGAGAUUCAGAUAUACCAAUUUCCGGAUUGCGACAGCGACGAGGACGAGGAAUUUAAGCAACAGGACAAAGAACUGAAAGCGUGUAUACCGUUCGCGGUUGUCGGCAGUUCGACGGUGUUGGAAGUAGCUGGGAGAAAAGUUCGCGGCCGACAAUAUCCGUGGGGCGUAGUGGAAGUUGAGAAUCCAAAGCACAGUGACUUCGUCAAACUAAGGACGAUGCUAAUAUCGACGCAUAUGCAAGAUCUAAAGGACGUCACGCAGGACGUUCACUACGAAAAUUUUCGGGCCCAAUGUAUUUCCCAAAUUUCACAGCAAGCGAUCCGGGAACGGAGUAAACUGAAGCGAGACUCCGGGCCGCAUUUCGAGAACAAUAUAUCCGACACAGAUAGACUACUCUUGCAGAAGGACGAAGAGAUACGAAGGAUGCAGGAUAUCCUAGCGCAAAUGCAAGAGAAACUCAAAGCAACCGGUCAAGUUGGCGGUUUGAAAGGUCGAGUCGGUAGCCUCGGCAAUGAUCUGGACUCUGCGGACGUGGAGAAAAAACGUAACAGUAUUAUAGACGUUUGAAGUAAAUUAUUUUCGGGAUAUAUUUAGGACAUAGGGUUUAUCCGAGAGGUCUGUACAUAUAUUUAAUUUUCAAUUACUUUCUUCGAUAUAUUAUGUAUACGAUAUAUGCAUAGAAUUUACGAAAACUCUUCGAGUUUUCUCUUUAUAUACAGAGUGUCCCAGAUUCUCUUCCGCAAUUUUGUGGGAACGUAGAACGGAUUGAGGUGAACAUAAAGGUACUAUACCGUUUUGCGAUAUUCUCAAUCAUAGUUGGCAGACCUUACCUUUUGACACACUCUGUAUAUUUGUGUUAAAGAGAGCGGCCAAGUUUAGUCUGAUUUUUCGAAAAUAUCCAAUAUUUUUGCAUAUUAUAAAAACUUAUGGCGAGCUGAUUCCAACUAUCUCUCUCAUAUGCGAAGGACCGAUUAAUGGUCGAAUAAUGGUUCUAAAACUGAUCAGCUAGAUGCUCUGAUCGGUAGGCGACAACAUAGUCUGCUGCUCUCGCCAGUCAAUUUUGAACUAUACAUUCACAGAUGACGACCCAGAACUUUGAACUUAGUGGCUCGCGCAAGUCGAGUUCAGUCAAAAUUCAAAUGAAAACAUGGCAUCGCCAUUUGUUGAUUUUGAGAGUUACAUGGUUCGAAUCUGCUCGCUGUAAGCUUUCAUAAUAUACAAAAAACAUAUCAGACUAAAUACUAUAUUAUAUACGCUAGGCCAUACUUUUUAUAUUUAUUAUUCGUUGAGCUCUUUCUCUUCUACAUCCUUGGUCACACAUUUUAUCUCGCGUUUAGGAGGAAACGCGAGCUAAUGCUGCCAAAAAUUGACAAACGCUUACUCGCCAAACAUUCGACUCGAGUUUGUACAGAUCUGUCGACUACACUCUGCAUUACGUCAGUGAUACGCAAAAUCGUAUUUUAUACUUAGCGUAUACAUAUAAAUUAUUUAUACCAGAGAUAGACACGCAAAUAAUCGUAUCGAAAACUACCGAGAAAAUACACCGUGAAAAUAAAAAAUAUGUAUUUGUUUACGUCGAGUGCUGUUUACGAGAUGGCUGUGUAACAGACCGAAAGAAAAAAGGGUCGUUUCGUUUGAAGAUAUUUUAACACGAUCAUAACAAACAACACAUAAUAGCGCGACAAGAUAUCGGAAAUCUGUUCCUCUUAGCUGCGCCACACUGAAAAAAAAAUCUAAAAAAUAAAAAAUAAUUUAUUCUAUGGGUACUAAUUACAUGUUUAUUUGCACUAAUACAUAGAUAUCUUUACAUUAAGAAAAAUUCUUUUUCACAAUUUAUGAAAAAAUAUAUGCAUUUUCCUAAAAUCGUCACUUUUCAUGAAGACAAUUGUUUAUUCUGUUAAGAAUAAAAAAUUUAGAUUUAAGAAAAUAUUAGUACCUACCGAAUAAAUAUUUUUUAUCUUUUAGAUAUUUUUUCUCUCUGUGUAUACAUUAUAUACAUUUUGCACUUGAAAUGAGAUAAAUGUAUGAAAUAAAAUGUAUUUCCUGAAAAAUAGAAGGAGGAAAGUUGUAUAGAAUGCAUAAGUAUCGAGAGUACAUGGAGUGCAGUUAAGAGAAGAGAUUUUUAAACUGACUGAUUGAUUGAGCGUGUAAACAAAAGCAUUAGAAUCAGUAAGCUACUUCUAGAUGUUUAGCAUACUAGUAUGCAGAUUAAUGGUAUGCCAGUGUGAACUGUGACAAGUAAUUAAUGUUCUAAAUACGCACAAUAUUCUCUGUAAUUACGUAAAUUUAAUGUGAGAAGUAUUAAUUAUCGAAUUGUGAAAAACGCAUUUACACGCCUCCUAAUUUAUUUAAUUCUUAAUUUAUUUUAUUUCGUCUAAACUUUAUUGUUGAGAGGCAGAGUAUGUAGACUUUUUAUAAUAAUAAACGUACCGUAAAAUACGGUAAAUUUCAGUCUCAA